Messenger RNA from Aureobasidium subglaciale EXF-2481, 1569 nucleotides. RefSeq lists its product as uncharacterized. Lineage: Eukaryota; Fungi; Ascomycota; Dothideomycetes; Dothideales; Saccotheciaceae. The record is from RefSeq and is a predicted model, not a curated record. The coding region runs from base 21 to 1241 and encodes 406 amino acids. Gene Ontology annotation, biological process: mitochondrion organization; phospholipid transport. Gene Ontology annotation, cellular component: ERMES complex. Gene Ontology annotation, molecular function: lipid binding. The transcript has a single exon.
UGUCAGUUUUGACGGCAAACAUGUCGAUAGACAUCAACUGGGACACCCUCACGACAGGUCCCGACGGCGAGGCGCUGGCAGAAAGUAUCAGAGCCUUCAUCCAUGAUCGCUUCCAGAAGAUCGCGCUUCCGCGUAUGAUACGCUCCGUCAAAUGUCACGCUUUUGAAUUCGGGAAUGUCGCCCCGACUAUUGAACUCAAGGACGUCUGCGAUCCUCUACCUGACUUUUACGAGAAUGAUGCAGAUGACAGUCAAGAAGAUAACGAGACUCCCGGUCAAUUGGAUGGAGACCAGCACAACGUUGCAACUCCUAGAGUCUACGAAACGCGUCCUCAGUAUCAGCACAAUGCGUCACUAAGCCGCGACGAAUUUCACAACCCUCGAUCGACAAAUUCUCGAGAGUAUAUGGGGAACCCGAUUCUAUCCAGAACAGCUACGCCAGGAAUCUUAGGAGGAACGUCGAACCUGGGCUAUUUUCACUUGCCUCUAUCGGCAGGUCUCUCAGGCACUACGACCCCGUUGGCUGCUGUGGCCGGCGCUCAAUUUCACAACGCGCGACACGGUCCGUCUCAGUUGGCUCAGUCACCAGAAAGUAACUACUCUGACAGCGACACGAGGCACCGCUCAACCUCAUUUGGCUCCCUGACUCCCUCCUCUUCCAAGUCGUCGUCACGGCCCACAUCCAAACACCUUGACUGGCCCGAGGAAGCUCUAGAGCACGAUGACUGCGACUCAGAAACAUCUCACCAUGGCCUUGGGGAGGACCAAGAACGCAGUUCAGAGGACGUUCAGAUGGUCUUUCACGUGGCGUACUGUGGUGAUGUCAAACUAAGAUUGACUGCAGAGAUAUCACUGGAUUAUCCAAUGCCGAGUUUUGUAGGGAUUCCUCUGCAGCUCAACAUUACCGGUCUUACUUUCGACGGUGUUGGCAUAUUGGCUUAUAUCAGGAAAAAGGCACAUUUUUGUUUUCUUUGUCAGGAAGACGCCGAAUCUCUGGUCGGUGGGUCGUUGACAGGCGAGCAUGAAGAGCACAGCACCAGUCGAGAGAUUCCACCGCAGGGCUCACGCAAGCUCGGUGCUCUCUUGGAGGAGAUCAAGGUCGAAAGCGAGAUUGGUCAACGCGAGGGAGGAAAGCAAGUUCUCAAGAAUGUGGGGAAGGUGGAGAAAUUUGUCCUUGAACAGGUGCGUCGCAUCUUUGAUGACGAAUUUGUGUAUCCCAGCUUCUGGACGUUCUUGGUUUGAGAGACAGCUGUCGAUAACGACCUGCGGUAGCAGCAACGGAGCUAAGAGGCGCCGAUCCAUUCUUCAUAUCCUGACACUAUGUAGUUCGAUAUGAUAUCGCGCUCGAUUCCCAAUGCGAAUGACAUAAAUGAAACAAGUCACCUUUCCAAGCCCCUGAUCUUGCUCCUUGACACCGCUUGUUACGAAUGAUUUUGCAAGCACAUAAUCUGCAGGGCCCGACAAAGGCAUCCCACAGCUGUCAAAUACAAGCCUCUCUGUGCGACUGAAUGCGGCCAUCGGUCGAUGUACAGUAGACACGGCUUUUCAGUUACACCACACUUGGUGAUUA